Messenger RNA from Gastrolobium bilobum, 901 nucleotides. RefSeq names its product protodermal factor 1-like. The record is from RefSeq and is a predicted model, not a curated record. The transcript has 3 exons. Lineage: Eukaryota; Viridiplantae; Streptophyta; Magnoliopsida; Fabales; Fabaceae. The coding region runs from base 38 to 901 and encodes 287 amino acids.
UUCUUCUAUCUCUUAGUGUUCUAACCAGCUAGACAUAAUGGAGAAGAAAAGAAAUCAUGUCUCUCUUACCAUGUUUGCAAUGCUCAUUGGAUUGCUUUCUCAGAACCUUGUAAUACCUGUAAUAUCCACCACUGUUGAAGACCAGAAGAACUACUAUUCUCCAGAUCCACAUGCAGGAACUCCUCCCACAGGUUUCUCUAAUUCUCUGUGCUCACACAGUAGUCCUCCAUCUCAUGGCCAUGGAAGCACCCCACCCUCACAUGGAGGUGGUGGAAGCUAUAAUCCAACCCCAUCAACACCCCCAGGUGGCAACUGUGGAUCACCCCCACAUGAUCCUCCCACUCCAACACCCUCAACCCCUUCAACACCUUCAACACCCUCAACCCCUUCAACACCUUCAAACCCUCCUUCAGGUGGUGGAUACUAUAACUCCCCACCAUCUUAUGGAAGUGGUAGCCCCCCAACACCAAUCACUGUUAGCCCACCAACCACCCCAAUUGACCCUGGCACCCCCAAUAUCCCUUCACCCCCUUUCCUUCCUUCCCCAUCUCCCUUCACUGGCACAUGCAACUACUGGAGGACUCAUCCAGGAAUCAUAUGGGGAUUGCUUGGGUGGUGGGGAACCUUAGGGAGUGCAUUUGGUGCGACUAAUGUUCCCGGGUUCAAUUCUGGUGUCACCUUGCCACAAGCACUUUCCAACACAAGAACUGAUGGGCUAGGAGCACUAUACAGAGAAGGUACAGCUUCUUUUCUCAACUCCUUGGUGAAUAACAAGUUCCCUUACACAACCAACCAAGUCAGGGACAGAUUUGUGGCAUCACUUAACUCAAACAAGGCUGCAACAACACAAGCUCACCUCUUCAAGAUGGCCAACGAAGGGAAAAUGAAGCCUAGAGCUUGA